AUGGAUUAUAAUUUCUUUCGGAUCCAAUCGAGGAAGGUGGUGGAGUAUGUGACGCACGAUCAUAGUAGCCCGAUAUCUACUUUUCCUGAGCACGAUAAUAGCCUUCAUUUUCCUAUAGAGGAUUACGGAGAACACGGAGCUGCAUUUUUGAGUGGGAAUUUUUUGCCACUCCGAGAGGAGUACACAAGCUUUUCAAGCUUGGACAGGAAUUCUGAGUCAGAUAAUGACGGAUUGAGAAUAAUUGGAUCCGUACCUGAUGAUUUCCCGGAAGGACAAUUUGCAUAUGUUGGACCAAAUCCAAAACUAGAGGCACAAAAUUACAAGGUGUGGGGAAAAGGCCCAGAUCAAAAGGAUUUCAAUGUUUCAAAUGGCUGGCAUCAUUGGUUUGAAGGUGACGGGAUGAUCUAUGCGUUAGAUUUCGAUGUAAACUCAAGGUUGUGCUAUCGCAAUCGAUUUAUACGAACUAAAAGUUGGAAGGAUGAAUCGGAGGUUGGGGCACGGCUAUUUCGGCCACUGAUGAAUGCGGAAGGCAGCACUUUCUUACUCAAUGCAGUAGCAAAUUUGGUUUCUGGAGGAGCUUUCUUGAAAGAUUCAGCAAAUACUGCUCUUGUGCAUUUUGCUGGCCGUACUUUAGCCUUACAAGAUACAAUGCCACCGUGGGAACUAGAUCCUGAGAGGCUCACAACUCUGGGAGCUUGCAAUUUUGAAAACCAACUUCCUCCAUACAUACCAUUUACGGCGCACCCAAAAGUUGCACCUUUGACGGGAGACCUAGUCUUUUUUGGAUUCAAUCCUGUCUAUCCUCCACACUGUUCUAUUGGAUCCUUGGAUCAAAAUGGAAAAAUUAAGGACCUAACUCCGAUGUGGAGCUUCCCAUUUGCAGGAUGUGUUUUCAUGCAUGAUUUUUGCGUUACUGAGAAGUAUACUAUUUUGUUUGAAGGUAGCUUGGAUAUAAAGCCUAUACGCCAAUUUUUCGGUCGCCAUCCCCUUCAAUACAAUAAUGAUAAAAAUGCAAGAUUUGGUGUAUUUUCGCGCGAUUCGAAUGUUCCUCUUGCGAAGUGGUUUGAUUGUAGUUGUGCGCAGAUGGUUUAUCACUUUAUCAACUCCUGGGAAGAAACAAAUGCUAACGGUCAGGAAGAAAUAGUUAUAACUGGUGUACGAGAAGAUGGCUUCUUCCACAAUGCACUAAAAGCUAGAGAUACUCGGGAUUGGAUCACGCGCACCCUAGAAGAAGAUUUGAACUUACCAAGAGUCCAUGAAUGGCGAAUCAAUCUCGUUGAUGGCUCAGUAAAGGAAAGAUACCUCUAUAAAGAUAUAGUGGAAGUUCCCCGUAUUAAUGAUGAAUUUACAGGUGUAAAGAAUCGGUACGCUUACGCUGGACGAAUUAAAACGGAAAUCCUGAGGGAUGAUGCACAGCUCAAAUUCGACGCUGUGGUAAAAUUUGACUUUGAAACAGGUGAUAAACAAGUGUAUGAGCACGGUCCUGGAAGGUUUGGUAUGGAGUCACAGUUUGUGCCACGAGCAACUAAGUUAAAGGGAUCUGAAGAUGAUGGUUGGCUUGUACUUUAUGUUCACGAUGAGAAUACAGAAACUUUGGGUCGUUCUCGUAGCGAAUGCAUAAUACUAAAUGCUCAAGAUAUUUCCUCUGGGCCAGUUUCUAGGAUUAUCCUCCCAGACCGAGUUCCUUAUGGCGCUCACGCCAUGUGGCGCCCAAAAUUAUCAGAUUUUGGUGUAAGAAAGUUCAAAGUAAAAGGAUGGAACUACUACAAUGACGUACAACCCAAAAAAUAUUCUUUUCUUCCAGAACAGAUAGAUGAUUUAUUAGGAACAGUACGCUGCGGUAUACUACGAUUAGCAUCAAGCUUGUUUGUGAAUGGUUGGAGGCCUUGGGUUCGAAAGAAAAAGUCUGAAAUCUACUCUUUUGUUCGCGCAGGUGAAUAUGAAUUAGACGAAGCUUACCGUUUAGGGUCAAUGAGAAUGACUCAAUCUCAAGUUGAAUCUGAACGAGGUUUCCAAGAUUCACCCAAUUUAGUCUUGUAUGAUGUUGAAACGGACGGAGAAUGCCGAAGAGUUCGUGAAGCGCUGUGUAUGCUUGAUUUAGCAUUUGAAUGUAGACCAUGCCCAUACGGAGCUUAUCGUCACAGAACGUUGGCAGCAAAGCUUCAAAAUGUUCCACUCGGGGAAGAGAUACUACCUUUCUUGCAUGACUCUCGCUCUAGGGUUUCUAUUAUUGGCGCUGAAGAUAUUUUAGAUUAUUUAUAUGAUGUUUAUCUAGACGGCUCUGCUCCCUCUCCUUUAGUAGCAAAUCGGGGAACUGCUGAUAUCGCCAUGCGAUCCAGAAAUACUGAAUCCUCCUCGAGUAUAUCUCAUUCUAAGAUGCCAUGCAGAUAUCCCGUGAAGCCGUUAGAGUUGUGGGCAUACGAAGCUUCGCCUUUUUGCUCACUUGUCAGAGAAAAACUGUGUGAAAUGGAGCUGCCUUAUGUUUUGCGCCCAUGCUCUAGAGGAAGUCCUCGUAGGACUGAACUGCUGAGGAAAGCAAAAACUUUUCAAGUUCCAUUCAUAGAAGAUGAAAAUACGGGUAUCCAAUUAUUCGAAAGUGCGAAAAUCAUAGAAUACUUGAAUCAAACAUAUUGCUAUUGA
Molecule: messenger RNA, 2640 nt
Organism: Bathycoccus prasinos
Lineage: Eukaryota; Viridiplantae; Chlorophyta; Mamiellophyceae; Mamiellales; Bathycoccaceae
Exons: 1
Coding region: 1-2640 (879 amino acids)
Biological process (GO): carotene catabolic process
Cellular component (GO): chloroplast stroma
Molecular function (GO): carotenoid dioxygenase activity
Source: RefSeq, a predicted model, not a curated record